CUCACCACGCCUGCCUCCUGGCACACACAAGCUCCGCUUUCCACCUUAGCAUCCAGCGCCUCUUCUUGCGCCUCACGGCUGGGGAUUCAACCAUUCCCUACCAGAAAUACCGCCAGCUGCAUUGUCAUUACAAUCACUCUGACUCCAUUCCAAACCCGCGCACAAUGCUGGCACACACACACGGGGCCACCCUGGCUCACCCAUGCUUCGCGGGGACCCACACAACAGCAUGAGCAAAGCACGCAGAAACGUGCCGCGCUCCUGACUGAUGCCAGUCUGAAAAUCUCCCUCUCCCUCCCCCCCAGCCUACUAAGGCAGCACUUCUCCCAAGCAACAAACACAAUCACACACAACUGCAGCCCUGGCUCGGCCCGACAACGGACGUCCACAGGAAGCACAUCUUCACAGAAUCACAGAAUGGCCCAGCUUGGAAGGCACCUCAAGGAUCAUGAAUCUCCAAGCCCCCUGCCACAUGCAGGGCCACUAGCCUUCAUGUUUAAUACCAGACCAGGCUGCCCAGGGCCCCAUCCAAUCUGGCCUUGAACACCUCCAGGGAUGGGGCAUCCACCACCUCUCUGGGCAGCCUGUUCCAGCACCUCACCAUUCUCAUAGUAAAGAACUUCCCCCUGAUACCCAACCUAAAUCUUCCCCCCUUCAACUUAAAACCAUUUCCCCUUGUCCUGCAGUUAUCUACCCUUGUAAAGAGUUGACUCCCCUCCUGUUUGUAGGCUCCCUUUAGGUGCUGGAACAGGCUGCCCAGAGAGGUGGUGGAUGCCCCAUCCCUGGAGGUGUUCAAGGCCAGAUUGGAUGGGGCCCUGGGCAGCCUGGUCUGGUAUUAAACAUGAAGGCUAGUGGCCCUGCAUGUGGCAGGGGGCUUGGAGAUUCAUGAUCCUUGAGGUGCCUUCCAAGCUGGGCCAUUCUGUGAUUCUGUGAAGAUGUGCUUCCUGUGGACGUCCGUUGUCGGGCCGAGCCAGGGCUGCAGUUGUGUGUGAUUGUGUUUGUUGCUUGGGAGAAGUGCUGCCUUAGUAGGCUGGGGGGGAGGGAGAGGGAGAUUUUCAGACUGGCAUCAGUCAGGAGCGCGGCACGUUUCUGCGUGCUUUGCUCAUGCUGUUGUGUGGGUCCCCGCGAAGCAUGGGUGAGCCAGGGUGGCCCCGUGUGUGUGUGCCAGCAUUGUGCGCGGGUUUGGAAUGGAGUCAGAGUGAUUGUAAUGACAAUGCAGCUGGCGGUAUUUCUGGUAGGGAAUGGUUGAAUCCCCAGCCGUGAGGCGCAAGAAGAGGCGCUGGAUGCUAAGGUGGAAAGCGGAGCUUGUGUGUGCCAGGAGGCAGGCGUGGUGAGGUGCGCUUUGGAGCGUGCUGUUGUUGGCGCUGGGCUCGGGAGGCCCCUGAACAUGGCGCUGUGUGCUGCGUGUGCCAGCCCCAAGAGAUUCCCGUGUGGAAGAAGGGAGAGGAUGAAGGAGGCCGAGGGCCCUUUUCUCGGGGCCGGCUCCUGUGUGGCCUCUUGCUUGCCGGAGAGAAGGGCUGCCCGCUGGGCACAGGGGGUGCCUUCUAGCUGCCGUCCCGUGCCCUGUCCUGCAGCCCCCUCCUCAUGCUAUGUGGAACGCCAUGGCCAGCAGUGCGGCUGCCAUUUUAGAACCUUCGCCGCAUCACAGCCGUCACCUUGGUCACCGCUGCCCCGGCCAACGCACUCGCCUCUGAGAGCUCUGGCAGCCAUGUCAGGAGCAAAGAGAGCGAGGGGCGAAGCUUGCCCAAUUUCCAAUAGGAAGGGAGAGCUGGGGGCCCCAGAAGCGAAGAGGAGGAGGGGGGCCGCCUUGAAGAUCAAGCGGAGGAGGAAGGAAAAGAGAGUGCGUUUCCAUCGCGCCUGGACCAGCGCUGUGACCACCUCCGUGGAGCCCAUGGAGGUGGAUCCACCUCCGGAUGAGCCCAUGGAGGUGGAUCCACCUCCGGAUGAGCCCAUGGAGGUGGAUCCGCCUGCGGCACAGCUGGCCUGGCACCACACCACCGUGCCAGGCCCCGCAUCGGCGCCGUCCCACCGCCGCUGGUCCAGGCGCUCGGCUCCCUACCCGCUGCGCGGCCCCCGCCCCCAGCAUUAGCUGGGUGGCAUUAGUUUCCAUCAGCUCCUCCUCUGGAGCCAAUUCUGCGGGCCCCCAGCUCCAUCUUCACCCUGUUAUGUCCCCGUCCCUGUUUUUCUUGUUGAUUUUAGUGUUAAGAUUAGUGUUAGUGUUAGGAGUAGGUUAUUGUUCAUGUUUUAGAGUUAGGCAUAGGUUACUCGUAGUCUUUUAGUGUUAGGCAUAGGUUCCUG
Lagopus muta (rock ptarmigan) is the source of this 2298-nucleotide messenger RNA. RefSeq lists its product as uncharacterized. The transcript is spliced from 2 exons. The record is from RefSeq and is a predicted model, not a curated record. Bases 1388 to 2089 code for a protein of 233 amino acids. NCBI's taxonomy places the organism in Eukaryota, Metazoa, Chordata, Aves, Galliformes, Phasianidae.